AUGGCUUCUUACACUGCCCACUCCUCUGGUCUCAACACUCCUGAGUCCGAGCUCGAGUCUGUUUUGCCCGUGCACCCGACGGCGCAGCGUCGUGCCUAUCCGAUUGUAGUGCAGUCUGACCUGACUUCCUACUCGGACGAGUUCAUUACUUCCAAGUUCACCAACCGUGGGGCCGACGUAUCCGUGACAAACGGCCAAUACCUUAUCACCCCUACUCUGGAGCAGUAUGAGUUCCAGACCGUCAGGAAGGUCUCUAAGACAGGCCUGAUGAUGGUCGGCUGGGGUGGAAAUAAUGGUUCCACUUUAUCUGCGACAAUCCUCGCCAACCACCACAACAUUUCCUGGCAUACCAAGGCUGGCAUUCAGCAGCCCAACUAUAUCGGUUCCGUCCUGCGCGCGUCCACCGUCCGCCUCGGCACAGACUCGUCCACGGGCAAAGACAUCUAUGUCCCCAUCUCCGAUGUUCUCCCUAUGGUGCACCCCAAUGACUUGGUCCUUGGUGGCUGGGACAUCUCCGGUGCUUCCAUGGACGAGGCAAUGAAGCGCGCCGAGGUGCUCGAUUGGGAUCUUCAGCGUCAGGUCGCCCCACACAUGGCAGCGCUCGGACAGCCGCUUCCGUCGAUCUACUACCCCGACUUCAUCGCUGCUAACCAGGAGGCGCGUGCCGACAACGUUAUUCCCGGCACCGAUAAGCAGGCGCACCUCGAGCACAUUCGCGCCGACAUCCGCCGAUUCAAGCAGCAACAUGGUCUUGACCGUAUCGUCGUGUUCUGGACGGCCAACACAGAGCGUUACAGCGACAUCAUUCCGGGCGUGAACGACACUGCAGACAAUCUCCUCAAAUCUAUCAAAACCUCGCACUCAGAGGUCUCUCCUUCGACUGUCUUCGCUGUUGCUGCCAUCCUCGAGGGCGAGCCCUUCGUUAACGGUGCGCCCCAGAACACGUUCGUGCCGGGUGUAAUUGAGCUCGCAGAACGUGAAAAGUCAUUCAUCGGUGGUGACGACCUCAAGUCCGGCCAGACGAAGUUGAAGUCCGUGUUCGCCGAGUUCCUCGUGAACGCGGGUAUUAAGCCGCUGUCGAUCGCGUCGUAUAACCAUCUCGGGAAUAAUGAUGGGCACAAUCUUUCCGCGGAGCCGCAGUUCAAGAGCAAGGAGAUCAGCAAGAGCAGUGUCGUGGAUGACAUGGUGAACGCUAACGCGUUACUGUACAAGCCAGCGGAGGAGGGCGCGGCGAAGGGUACGAAGGCGGCAAAGGGCGAGCAUCCAGACCACAUCGUCGUCAUCAAGUACGUGCCUGCCGUUGGGGAUUCCAAGAGGGCCAUCGAUGAGUACUAUUCGGAGAUUUUCUGCGGUGGUCGCUCGACUAUCAACAUUUUCAACGAGUGCGAGGAUUCGCUUUUGGCUACGCCACUCAUUCUGGAUUUAACAAUCUUGACUGAGUUGUUGACGCGUGUCAAGUAUCGUAGCACCUCCACUCAGCAGACCGAGUUCGCGCCUUUGUACCCGGUUCUGUCUCUUCUAUCCUACAUGCUCAAGGCUCCGCUCGUCAAGCCUGGCACCGACGUUAUCAACAGCUUGAACAGGCAGCGCAACGCGCUCGAGGCGUUCUUGAAGGCUUGCAUUGGCCUCGAGGGAAGCAGCGAUCUUCUCUUGGAGACGCGUCUAUGGUAG
This is a messenger RNA of Fibroporia radiculosa, 1671 nucleotides long. RefSeq lists its product as uncharacterized. The transcript is spliced from 4 exons. Gene Ontology annotation, biological process: phospholipid biosynthetic process; inositol biosynthetic process. The record is from RefSeq and is a predicted model, not a curated record. NCBI's taxonomy places the organism in Eukaryota, Fungi, Basidiomycota, Agaricomycetes, Polyporales, Fibroporiaceae. The coding region runs from base 1 to 1671 and encodes 556 amino acids. Gene Ontology annotation, cellular component: cytoplasm. Gene Ontology annotation, molecular function: inositol-3-phosphate synthase activity.